Messenger RNA from Gastrolobium bilobum, 1015 nucleotides. RefSeq lists its product as uncharacterized. The coding region runs from base 84 to 590 and encodes 168 amino acids. The record is from RefSeq and is a predicted model, not a curated record. Lineage: Eukaryota; Viridiplantae; Streptophyta; Magnoliopsida; Fabales; Fabaceae. Gene Ontology annotation, cellular component: chloroplast inner membrane; chloroplast thylakoid membrane. The transcript has 5 exons.
CGUUUUCUACGAGGAAACAAACAAAGUAACAAUUAACAGAAGAAGAAAAAGUUUAUAGAGUUUUUCAGUUUUGCUCUGAAGAAAUGGCUGCUCUAUCAACCUCCAUCGCUAUGCCCAUGAAUCCAGAGAACCACUUUCUAUCAGGUUCCCUGUUAAAGCCGAUGGAUAAAUGCUUCAUGAAAAUAAGCUCCAGUGAACACUUUCCAGGUUCCUCUGUGAGGGCAAAAGCAACACGUAACCUGCCACUUAUAGUUCGAGCAAGUGGGGACGGUGGAAGACCAAGUAGUGGAAGUGUCUUUGUUGGUGGCUUUGUAUUGGGAGGACUAAUUGUUGGCGCAUUAGGUUGUGUAUAUGCACCUCAGAUAAGCAAGGCAAUAGCUGGAACUGGAGCUGACAGUAAAGAUUUUAUGAGGAAACUUCCAAAAUUUAUGUAUGAUGAAGAAAAAGCUCUGGAGAGGACUCGCAAGGUGCUAUCUGAGAAAAUAGCACAGCUAAAUUCUGCCUUAGAUGGUGUUUCUUCACAAUUGUGGACGGAUGAAGACCCAAAGGAACCUGCAUCUAGCUCGGAGGAAGUUGGAGCUUCCAUAUAAUAAAUGAUUUGAGGAUAUUUAAGCACAGUUUCUCACCUUUUUUUGGUGGUCAAGAAAUAUUAUCUUUAGUUAUUGGAUUUUAAGUUUUACGAGUGAAUUUUGCUUAUCAGAAUUAUCUAUUUCUUUUUGUAAUGUUUAAUUGUUUAUAGAUAUUUUUUGUUGGUUUUAGGAAAUUGACAGCAUCAAUCUGGCAUAUUCCUGGUUCUUGGCUGAAAUUGAGGUUGAAUUCCACAAAUAAAAAAAAAAAAUGUUGUCAUCUACUCAAAGUUGCAAGUCCACAAAUUGCUUUUGGAUCAUUGAGUCUAUUCUAUAUGAACUUGUCAGUUGUCACAAGUUGGUUGCAGCAAACGUAGAUGAUUAUCUGGACAUGUGUGUAUUUAUUCACAACAGGUUACACAAGUAAUUUUUUUUAUGUAAUUGGCGAG